Arabidopsis lyrata subsp. lyrata is the source of this 1198-nucleotide messenger RNA. Its product is annotated as MATH domain and coiled-coil domain-containing protein At3g27040. NCBI's taxonomy places the organism in Eukaryota, Viridiplantae, Streptophyta, Magnoliopsida, Brassicales, Brassicaceae. The record is from RefSeq and is a predicted model, not a curated record. The coding region runs from base 192 to 1013 and encodes 273 amino acids. The transcript has 4 exons. Gene Ontology annotation, molecular function: protein binding.
CCCAAACGAUUCGCAUUCCUCUCCUCUACACACUUGCAUGCCUUUAAAAGCUGUUGGUUGCUGCACUCAUGUGAGUUCAUCGUCCGUGUCUCUUUCAUUUCCUUGACUGUUCGUCUUGUCAAGCGUGGUAUCUUGUAAAAACAAUUACAAAAAUUGGGUGUGUUUAGGAGUCGUCAUCAUCAUCAAGAACAAUGGGGAAUCAAGCUGAUAAGAAGUUCACUUGGGUGAUUAAGAAUUUCUCCUCUUUGGGUUCCAAUAAUGUUUAUUCUGAUGUAUUCGAGGCUGGUCGCUGCAAAUGGGGUCUACUCGCCUAUCCCAAGGGAUAUAAUAAUAUUAAUAUCUAUGAUUACUUCUCUCUUUAUAUAUAUGUUCCUAAUUCUAAGUCUUUGCCUUCCGGAUGGAGAAGACACGCUAAAUUUUCUUUUACUAUGGUAACUCAAAUUCCGGGAGAACUCUCCCUACAGCGAGAAGCAGAAUAUUGGUUUGAUCAAAAGAACACAACCAGGGGUUUUCAAUCUAUGUUUCUCCUUUCGGAGAUUCAAAGCAGUCAUAAAGGGUUUCUUGUAAACGGAGAAGUCAAGAUUGUUGCAGAAGUAGAUGUGCUUGAAGUUAUUGGUAUAGUCGAUGUACCCGAGAAACCAGAAAGCUUUGAUAUCAAUGGGUUUCAAGUCCCUGCUUCACAAGUAGAUUCUGUGAACAGUCUGUUUAAAAAGUACCCAGGCUUUGCAUCAAAAGUCUGUCCCAAGAACCCACAUUUGAAGAAAACAUACUUGAAUGUUGUACUAAGUCUGAAUGAGAUUAUGUGCAAGUCCCCUGAUAAACUCUCUAAUGGUGAUCUUGCUGAUGCAUAUUCUGCACUACGAUAUGUGACAAAAGCAGGGUUUAAGUUGGAUUGGUUGGAGAUGAAACUGAAAGAGACUGGUAAGACUAGGCUGCAAGAAAUUGAGGAAGAUUUAAAGGACUUGAAGGUGAAGUGUGCAGACAUGAAUGCUCUGCUUGAGUUCUUACGAUGAUGUUGUUUGAUGAGUAUGGAAAAGUUUGGUUCUUAUUUGUGUUUGGUUUGGUUGUUUGUUUUCGUCUUAGUUUUAAAACAUAGCCCUUUAUAACUUGAGGAAGAUCAAAAGAACUUGUCUUUUGUUUGUUGAGGUUUUGCUAUGUUCUUAAUUAUGUAUUGCACUUUGUUUCUUGAUGGUCAAGU